Molecule: messenger RNA, 1314 nt
Organism: Aspergillus campestris IBT 28561
Lineage: Eukaryota; Fungi; Ascomycota; Eurotiomycetes; Eurotiales; Aspergillaceae
Product: MFS general substrate transporter
Exons: 8
Coding region: 1-1314 (437 amino acids)
Biological process (GO): transmembrane transport
Cellular component (GO): membrane
Molecular function (GO): transmembrane transporter activity
Source: RefSeq, a predicted model, not a curated record
AUGGAUAGCGACACGGACAUCGACUUUCUCAAAAGAAGUCAUGACACCAGGUCAGAGACCGUGUCGUCGCGCAGGCUCGCAGACCUCCAAGUCCUCCCACUCCUCGUCCUCGGCUUCGCGACCUACCAACUCGACCGAACAAACAUCUCCAGCGCCCUAACAGGGGGGUUCUCCGACGACAUCCACGUCGACCAGAACACCAUCAAUCUCGGUAACCAGCUGAUGUUCCUCGGCGUCAUCGUUCUCGAGAUCCCCUCAAACAUGCUCCUCCCCAUCUUCGGCCCCCGCCGCUGGAUAGGCAGCCAAGUCCUAGUAUUCGGCAUUAUUGCCGCACUACAAGUCUUCGUGCGUGAUCGGACCGGUUUCUUAGUUACGCGCGCUGUCCUUGGUCUUGCGGAGGCCGGUUAUAUCCCCGCUGCGAUGUAUACUCUGUCGACGUGGUAUUCAAAAGAGCAGAUCACGACGCGCAUCGCGGUGUUCUUCUUUGGGAUGUUCGGGGGCACGGCUGUGUCGCCGUUGCUUGGGGCUGCGUUGUUGAGGUUGGAUGGGAGGGGUGGGCUGGCUGGGUGGCAGUGGCUGUUUUUAGUUGAGGGGGUGUGGUCGAUGGUAGUGGCGGUGUUGCUGCUACUACACAACCCCCCAGCAAACCACACCAGCACCACCACCAUCCCCUUAACAACAGUAUGGAAUACCCUAACCAACACCCACAAAUGGGCCCACUUCCUCGCAACAGCCUGCGUCUUCGCAACAUGGAGCCCCCUCACAACAUACACCCCUAGCAUCAUCAUGUCGCUAGGCUUCCCACGCAGCCAGUCCAACGCCCUAGCAGCAGUAGGCAGCUUCCUGACUCUCCCCGUCAUUCUCUUCUUUGCCUGGCUCAGCGAUAAGACGAAGCAACGCGGUGUCGUUGUAAUGCUCGCCAUGGCGUGCUACCUUGUUGCGCUCGUCGUGCUGAAGGCACUGCUGCAUGCGCCUAUCGGCAAGUGGGGGAUGUUUGCCCUGUGGACGACUGUCAAUGGUCUUGCUGUGGGGUAUCACCCCAUCCAUAAUGCGUGGAUUCAGAUGAAUUGUCGAUGUCGGGCGGAGAGGAGUGUUAGUGUUGCAAUGUUCGUGAUGACAGCCACAGGUGGCCUCAUGGCGGGCACGCAGAUCUUCCGCGGUGAUGAAGCUUCUACACUUUAUCCCAGAGGAGUGCUCAUCAUGAUCGCAUUGGUCCUGGUCGGGCUGGUCCUGACGGGCGUGCAGGUCUUGGUUUAUAUGCUGUCUAACCGUCGAAGUAUGAAGCGGAGUACGGGGAAGAUGUAUAUAUUAUGA